GGACAGGGCGUGUUCCGUGUUCCGGACGGGUUUGCGGUGAGCGAAGGCAUCUCUGCCAGCUGCACGCGUCUUGCAGGAGUUCUCUGGGUCCCCUGCUGGAACAUGUCCAAGUCUCUGAAAAAGUUGGUGGAGGAGAGCCGGGAGAAGAACCAGCCGGAAGUGGACAUGAGUGACCGGGGCAUUUCCAACAUGCUGGAUGUCAACGGCCUGUUCUCCUUGUCCCACAUCACACAGCUGGUCCUCAGCCACAACAAACUAACAACUGUGCCGCCAAAUGUAGCAGAGCUGAAGAACUUGGAGGUGCUUAACUUUUUUAAUAACCAGAUUGAAGAGCUGCCCACGCAGAUCAGCAGCCUUCAGAAACUCAAACACCUGAACCUUGGCAUGAACAGGCUGAACACGCUGCCUCGUGGCUUUGGCUCGCUCCCAGCUCUGGAAGUCCUGGACUUGACUUACAACAACCUGAAUGAAAAUUCUCUUCCUGGAAACUUCUUCUACCUUACCACCCUGCGUGCACUCUAUCUAAGUGACAACGAUUUUGAAAUCCUGCCGCCAGAUAUUGGGAAGCUCACAAAGUUGCAGAUACUCAGCCUAAGGGAUAACGACCUGAUCUCGCUGCCUAAGGAAAUCGGGGAGCUGACCCAGCUCAAGGAACUCCACAUUCAGGGGAACCGCCUGACCGUUCUGCCCCCAGAACUAGGAAACUUGGAUUUAACUGGUCAGAAGCAAGUAUUCAAAGCGGAGAACAAUCCCUGGGUUACCCCUAUUGCUGACCAGUUCCAGCUUGGCGUGUCCCAUGUUUUUGAAUAUAUCCGUUCUGAAACCUACAAAUACCUCUACGGCAGACACAUGCAAGCAAAUCCAGAACCCCCAAAGAAGAAUAAUGACAAAUCGAAAAAGAUCAGCCGAAAACCUCUGGCAGCCAAAAACAAAUGAGGGGCUGGCAGGCGCAGGGCUUCUGGACUCUUCAGCUAACUCUUCUGACCUCUCUUGCUCCUUCUCGCAAAUAAAUAUAGUGCUUGUGUGGCUUUUAAAAAACAUUUCUUUCCACUCUCCCUGUCUAGCUCUUACCAGCUUACCUUUUAAAUUCUUUUGGUAGGUGGUAGAUUUUUAUAUGGUGUUAAAACCAUUUCCAUUUGUUUCCUGGAAAUUGCCAAGGGCACAAAGCAGAGCUCUAAUUCAACUGCAAAUUCCAUGGUAGGCACAGGUUUCAAUGCUUUGAAUAGACACCACAAGCCUGCUUAUUAUCAAAAGAAUAAUUAAAAUCAUGUAACCACUUAAAUGUCACAGUUAACACUUUUCAUUCUUUUGUUUAUUCACACAACUCAUUAUUUUGCCUUAUUAAAAAGUCUUCCUUCACUGCUGAGCUGUAAUGUUCACUUAGCUUACAAAUGCUUUUAAUAAAAUCUUGAAUUUGUAUCACACGACGCUUUCUGACUGGAAAAAAAGAAUAAUCUGAU
Molecule: messenger RNA, 1460 nt
Organism: Octodon degus (degu)
Lineage: Eukaryota; Metazoa; Chordata; Mammalia; Rodentia; Octodontidae
Gene: Rsu1
Product: Ras suppressor protein 1
Exons: 9
Coding region: 103-936 (277 amino acids)
Molecular function (GO): protein binding
Source: RefSeq, a predicted model, not a curated record